Molecule: messenger RNA, 360 nt
Organism: Wasmannia auropunctata (little fire ant)
Lineage: Eukaryota; Metazoa; Arthropoda; Insecta; Hymenoptera; Formicidae
Product: putative sodium-dependent multivitamin transporter
Exons: 2
Biological process (GO): transmembrane transport; sodium ion transport
Cellular component (GO): membrane
Molecular function (GO): symporter activity
Source: RefSeq, a predicted model, not a curated record
AUGAGCAUUGUACCAGUCGCUAUCGCCAUGGUAGCCUCCUUCCUAUCUGCCAUUAUGAUGCUCGGUGUGUCCGCUGAGAUUUAUACAUACGGAACGCAAUUUAUUGUAUUAAGCCUAUCGCAUCUAUUAGGCAUUUUAAUUAUAUGUUAUGGAUUCCUACCAGUAUUCUUCAAGCUGCAGGCGACAAGCGUCUACGAGUACUUAGAAAAGCGUUUCGGAGUAAGAGCUAGGGUGAUGGUUAGUUUUGUCUGUUGGAUUCAACUGCUUUUGUAUUCAGGAAUAGUGCUCUAUGCUCCUUCUCUGGCCUUGGAGGCGACCACUGGAAUGUCCAAGACUGCCAGCAUCAUAAUUAUUGGUCUU